Messenger RNA from Sitodiplosis mosellana (orange wheat blossom midge), 12692 nucleotides. RefSeq names its product cytoplasmic dynein 2 heavy chain 1 (gene btv). Gene Ontology annotation, biological process: microtubule-based movement. Lineage: Eukaryota; Metazoa; Arthropoda; Insecta; Diptera; Cecidomyiidae. Gene Ontology annotation, molecular function: minus-end-directed microtubule motor activity; dynein light intermediate chain binding; dynein intermediate chain binding. Gene Ontology annotation, cellular component: dynein complex. The coding region runs from base 87 to 12623 and encodes 4178 amino acids. The transcript has 43 exons. The record is from RefSeq and is a predicted model, not a curated record.
AAAGUGGGUCGUUCGUUCGGCCAAAUAAUAAAACGACAAAUAUUUAGUUUGAAUUGUUCGCUGCGUGCAAUAAAUUCGUGGGACAAAUGAGUAGCAAUAAAAUCAAAUUCAUUUUAAAUACCUCGGUCGAUUAUUUUUCACUGCAUGGAAAAAAUAAUACGUAUGAUGAUUUGCCGAUAAGAGAAUUUCUCGAAAGCAACGAACUAACGGUGUUGGCAGCCAUAAAUCAUGGCGAUAAACUGAUUUUCAACCACAGUAUAACCGAAGAUGAAAAUUGUUUAGUUUUCUACAAAAUUCCACAAAUCGGCAACAACACAACGGCAGUUGCACGGCAAUCGAGCACUGACGAUGACAACGCUACCGUAUUUCCAUUGGGUAUACUGACGCUGGAAGGUGGUUUGGCUAAAUCUAUUUAUAAUUCGAUAUCAAGAGUCUAUUCACCGUAUGUUGCCAAGAAAAUUCAAUAUCCAGCUGAUCUGGAAGUGCUUAUCGAAAAUUUACAUUCGAAGUUGGGUUCAACACUUGGUUUGCCUCAAUCAAGUAUUCACUCGAUUCAACAUGAAAUAAAUUUUUGGAGCGAAAAGUCCCGAAAUGCAUCGGCCAAAUCGGAUAAAGAAGCGGCAAACGUGUUUUCGAUCGCUAUUGACAAGCUGAAUCAACUGCUCAGAAACGUUGCCACUAUCAAUUCACUCGAAGAAUUCCUGGACAGCAUCCAUACUCAACUGGAUGAAUUAUGGCGACUACCGCAAAACUAUCCGCAAAAUCGAAUGAUUGAUCUAAUGGAUAUUAUUUCGCUCAACGUUACGGAAUUUUGCUCGGAUCGGCUCAACGAAAUUGAUGAUGUUUGGGAUGUCAAAUCGUUGCAUGUGUUUCAAACAUUGAAUGAUAUUAUCGAGGUGAUUGAGUCUUGGAUACAAGUGUGCGACUCGCUAACGCGAUUAUUUUGGCCGAAUUACUCUCGACACGCCUGGAUUGGUGGCCCGCAUAUACCGAAAACAGCAACGCAACACUUGAAACGACUAGAGGAUAUUCAAGCCAUUCGCAAUGUUUACAAGGAAAUCGUGUGUUUAUUCAACGAAAUCAAUCAGAUAGACAAAAGCGUUCGACGGAUAUUCAUUCCAUUCAGAGAUAUCGUUAUUUCUGACAUCAGCACCAUCGGUGAGAAAAAAUGGAAACGAGCCAUGGAAAAGUAUGAACAAAUUCUUGAACCGAUUUACGAAAAAAUCUCCAUGAUAUUGAAAUCGAAGCUACACACUCACCUGGAUGAGCCCACCGAAAUCAUACACAUUUUUCUCAAAUAUGAAACAAUUCUGAAGAGUGCCGAUAUCAUGGAAUUGCUGUCGGCCGAACGGCAACAUUUCUUGCAAUCACUUUAUAAAUUGAUGAAAGAGCUCAAGGAAUUGUUGGCCGAACCAAAAAAAUGUCCGGAGGAUUCGGAAAUUUCCGCACUUUGUUGGGAAACCAAAGAAUUGAAACUAUUUCAAAAUGAACUGAAUCAAAUAGAAAAAGUGCUAUUCGUGGUUGUCGAUGUCGAUGGAUAUGAUACGAUCAAAAAAUCAUUGGACGCUUUAAGGGAAGAAACGGACAAAUGGUUGAAAUCCAAUUUUGAACAGUGGCGCGAUGAUUCUUUGGCAUCAAUAUCAAUGGGUGAUUUAAUCUUAAAAGAUGACAAGCCGGUGGUGGAGUUCGAAAAAGAUGGUCGUCAGCUGAUGCAAGUGACGUUCAAACCGAAAUUGGUGAUGUUUUGCAGCGAUGUACGUGAAUUUGAAGACCUCGGCUUUCGCAUUCCAAUUGAAUUGAGAAACACAGCGAUGCAUGCAAUUAAAUUUAUGGGCUACGCACGAAAAUUACAACAAAUUGCCACAUUUCAUAAUACAAUCGGCGAUCGAAUGAUACCGUGUGUUCGGCCAAUUAUGUUGCAAAGUGCUUUGAAAUUAUCGAAUUUAGUUCGGAGCGAAUCGGUUGCAUGGAACGACGAAAAUUCAGUGGAACGUUAUGUGUCAACACUGCAAGUUGCCGUGAAUAAUCUGUCUCGUGAUAACAAUUUGCUCACCGAGUACCAUGAAAAGACGAAAAUAAUUGUCAUGCGAUUAAUGAACACUGACUUGCUGCGUCAAAACGAUGUAUGGAGAGAUGAAAUGAAGAACCUACGAAACAUUGUCACAACGCUGGAAACAAAGGGCUAUACAAAUUUGCAAGCGUUCAAAAUUCAUUGGGAUCAUCAGCUGUACAAAGUGUUAGAGUACCAGUAUUUAAUUGGCAUUUCCGAUUUGAGCCAUCGUCUGCCCGAUAUUAACAUUGACAUUGUGUUCAGACAGCAAGAGAUUCAAUAUCGUCCGACAAUGGAAGAAAUACGUUCCAUGUACUACUCACAACUGAGACGAUUCAUCGAAAGACCACUCACAUUCAAGGGGCUUUCCGAUCAAAGCACAAACAUUUUCAAAGUUAUGGUUGAUAUCAAUCGGGAUCGCUUUGCAGCACUUUAUGACAAAGCUGAAACGUUAUUCAAGCAAUUGAUUGAAUUUCAAGCAGCCUGGCGACCGUUUGUCAUUCUGGGCUGUGUGAAUUUGGAAGAUUUAUGCGAAAUUUAUUUGAAGUCCAGAGAUGAUUGGGACAAGAAUUUCAAAGCUUGCAAACAAUUCAGUCAACAAAUUGCUAAAAUUCCAGGAACUGAGAGUCGAAUUGACUGUUUCGUAAUCAAUACGUCACCGAUUCGAUCGGAUAUUGAGUUCAUUAGCCGUAAAUAUUGGGAAACACUGACAUACAGUUUGCGUUCAUCAAUUUUGAAGGAUUUGACCACGCUUCAAGACUUUUUGAAUAGAUCGUCACAAGUUUUGCAAACGGUUGCCGUGACAGAAGAGCAAUAUAUUGAAGAGUCAGCAUUGAAAUGCGAACAAAUUGUUGGUGAAUUAAUAGCGAUGGAACAAAUUUUAAAUUCAGUACAGGCGAAGGACUCAUGUUUGGCUGGUUGGUGUCGUGAGCGAGUGAGUGCGUUGAAUGGGAUAUUGAAUCAAUGGGAACAACUGCAGCCGUUGAUUGAUAACCACAGUGCAACUUUGCGAGUGCAAAUUGAUGUCUUGAAGAAUCAGGUUGAAGUGCAAAUGACUAAUUUGAAGGAUGAGAUCGAAAAGUUUGAGAUUCGUUGGGAUUCAACCAUAGCCGAAUUGGAGCAAAAUGAAGAAGCCAACUUGGAAUUAUUCAAAGAUCGUUUACGCGGUUGGCUUGCGAUUGAAGAGCAAAAGGAGAAAUUGGAAAGCAGUUGUAAAAAGUAUAAUAUGACAUUUUCGCAAGAAAUUUCCGAUAUUUUUGACAAAAUAACGUUGGACAUCGAGAGUCAAGGACAACAAUGGAAAGAUUUUGAGCAGUUUUUGAGUGAAUAUGAAAAUAUUUGCGGUGAAGAAUGGACGGUUUACCGAAGAAGGCCGUAUAUUUUGACGGAUUUCAUGUCGAAAUGGUUGGGCAAAACGAGCGCAACAAAUGAUCAAAAAAUUGCCACCAAAAGAAUCAACAAAAUUUUGGACAGUCUUCAAACAGCAUCGCCCGUUUUACAAACGCUCCAAAGCGAUGGAUUGACAGAAAAGCAUUGGGCGAAAAUUUUCCACCUUAUGAACAAACCAUACAAACCAUUUCACGAUAUUACACUCAAAGACAUACUGAGCGAUUUGGAUAUGUUGGAGAAAAAUGCGGGCGAAAUUCAACAACUAGUGAGAAAAGCCGCUUCAGAGCAAAUUGUACGUCAAGCUUUAGGUGAAUUGGAUCAGUGGGGAGUUCAAGCCGAGCUGAAAACAUUCCAUCACACUGAUUCGUUGGGAAAUAAUGUUACACUUAUCAAAGAAUUUCAAGAAGUUCAAAAUAAGGUUGGUGAUAAUCAAUGCCUGCUACAAUCUGCGAAAAACUCAUCGGCAUACGAUUCGUAUGCUGAUCAAGCUGACAUUUGGGAAUCGCGUCUCGCUUCAAUUGACCAUAUUUUAACAAGUUUAAGUCAAAUCCAACGAAAAUGGAUUUAUUUGGAGCCAAUUUUCGGCACCGAAAAUCCCCUUUCCGAAGGUGCAGCAUUCAAGCAAAUCAAUAAAGAUUUCCGUUAUAUCAUGAAGGAAAUUGCGAGCGAUCCACGAGUUUUAUCGUUGGUUAAAAUUCAUGGUAUAACUAAUAUCAUUGAUUCGCUCGAAAAUCAACUGAAUCGAUGCCAAAGCACAUUGACAGCUUUUAUAAAUACAAAACGCAAUGCAUUUCCACGGUUUUAUUUCCUCAGUGAUGAUGAUUUGUUGGAAUUGCUCGGUCAAUCGACGAAAGAGCCAAUCAUUCAAAAGCACAUAAAAAAACUAUUCCCCGGAAUCAAUCGCUUGAAAAUCGAUCAAAAAAGUGGUUCGGCAUCGAUAAUGAAACUAGUGAGUGCGGAAAAUGAAGAGGUGAAAUUAUUGGAGCCCCUUUCAAUGGUUGGUCCAAUUGAAAUAUGGCUAAGCCAUUUGCUCAAGCAAAUCAAAAUUACGUUAAUCGAUUUGAUUGUGCGAUGCUGUCAAACGGAUAAAUUCACCAUUGACGUGAUAAAAUCGUAUCCGGAACAAGUGCUUUGCCUGGCCCGAUCCAUUCAAUUCACAAAACAAACGGAAAAAGCGAUUAGUGCGAUGAAUCUUCAAGUGCAUUUAAAAUCGAUUAAAAAUGACAUUGUUUACUAUACCACGAACAUUGCAAAGGACGUGGAUAUGUUAACGAAAAUCAAAGUGCGUUCCAUUUUAUUGGAUUUGGUGCAUCAGGCGACCAUUGUGCAACAAUUAAUCGACGAAAAUGUUACGAAUGUUUUGGAUUGGGGUUGGAUGCAACAGAUGAAAUUCUUUUUGAAUUCCAGCACCAAAAUGGUGAACGUGAAAAUGGUUUCGGCCGAAUUUGAGUAUUCCUACGAAUAUUUGGGCAAUGUGAAUCGUUUGGUCGACACAAAACUCACCCACAACUGCUAUUUAACAUUGACACAAGCAAUGCAGCUGGGCUUGGGUGGAAAUCCAUUUGGACCGGCAGGAACGGGUAAAACUGAAUGUGUAAAGUCUUUGGGCGCAAUGUUGGGUAGAUUAGUGCUUGUGUUCAAUUGCAGUGAGAAUGUUGAUGUAACCGCAAUCAGUUUAAUUCUGGCCGGUUUAGCCAGAUGCGGAGCGUUUGGUUGCUUUGAUGAAUUCAAUCGUUUGCAAGAGGCAACAUUAUCCGUUCUUUCGAUGAUUAUUCAACCAAUUCAAACGGCCAUUCAGCAGAAAAGUGAUACGGUCACGAUUUUUGAUGAAAAAAUACCGUUGAAUUUGCACUGUGGUAUUUUUGUGACACUAAAUCCGGCUGGCGAGGCAUAUGGCGGCCGACAAACGUUGCCAUCCAAUUUGCAGGCACUAUUUCGGCCGAUAGUUAUGCAACAGCCGGAACCAAAGGAUAUUGCCCGUGUUAUCUUGUUUGUCGAGGGAUUUGAGCAUGCUGAAACAAUUGGUGCGCGAAUGGUGGAAUUGUUUAACAUGGCUAAAAAGAUGCUCUCACCGCAAUGCCAUUACGAGUGGGGCUUACGUGAACUGAAAACGGUUUUGCUCGCCUGUGGCCGUUUUUUAAAACAAAUACCGAACAAGCACCAGCAGCCACAGCCGCAGCAGCAACAACAUGAUAAAGACCUUGAGAUGCGUUUGGCCGUUAAUGCACUCCGUAUGAACACUAUGUCGAAAUUAACAGCCAGCGAUUGCAAGCGAUUUGAUAUGCUAAUUGGAUAUGUUUUUGCGAACACAACCAUCGAUAAGAUGCAACAAAAUGUUUUGCAGCAAUCCAUUGGGCAGGCGUUCGAUCAGUUGAAUUUGCAGCAAAAUGAAAAACAAUUGGAAAAGUGCUUACAGCUAUAUGAGCAAUUGGAAAAGCGGAUGGGUGUCGUUGUGCUAGGACCGCCAAACUGUGGAAAAACUACCAUUAUAUCGCUAUUGAAACAAGCCAUUAUGAACACCGGCAAAGUAAUUAAAACUUAUACGAUUUCACCGAAAUCGAUGAGUCGGACACAGCUACUCGGCCACCUAGAUCCGGAUACGCGGCAAUGGAAUGAUGGCACAUUAACAUCGGCUGCGAUUGCUGUUAGUGAAGAAAAUGCCGAUGCAAGUUCAUGGAUCAUAUGCGAUGGCGAAAUUGAUCCGGAUUGGAUUGAAGCGUUAAACUCGGUGUUGGAUGACAACAAACUUUUGACACUGCCAUCCGGUUGGCGCAUUCAGUUUGGUGACAAUGUUAACUUUAUUUUCGAAACGCACGAUCUUAUUCAUGCGUCGCCGGCAACCAUUUCCCGAAUGGGAAUUGUGAACUUAAGUGCAUCCGAUUUGUCCGAGCAAAUAGUAUUUGAUUCAUGGAGCAUCAAGCAAUCGAAUCCAGAUGUCUACGGGUCACUUAUUCAACAGUAUGUUGUCAAAGCGUUUGAUUGGUUACAAAAGAAAUCGAUUGAGAUAUCGAGAAUCGGAAACAUUUGCAACAUUCUGACGUAUACGAGUGGUGUGCGAUUGAAGGAAGACUUUUGUGUACGACUCAUUUACUGCUUGGGCUAUGCAUUGGAGCCAAAGCAUCAGAGUGAAUUGGCAACAAAGAUAUUGGAAUGGGCAGACAUUUAUAUCCCAAGUGGAAAGGAGGCAAAGUAUUGUUUUUUCAACAAGUAUCGCGAAGCGGUUGAAUUGCACGAGUCCGAUGGCAUGGUCGAAAUUGAUUCAAUCGAUAAUAUAGCCAAUUUUUUGAUAAAAACAACCAAAAUUAAAACAUAUUUGAAUAUUCUGAAAAUUUAUCUCGAAGAGGGCGUUCCAUUUAACAUUAUUGGUCCGUCUGGAUCAGGCACUAGUCUUUUACUAAGAGCAGCCGUCGUAGAUUUAGAUAGUUAUCAACUAUUGACAAUAAAUUGCAGCUCUCAGCUAACUGCAUCUUAUGUUUUAUACAUGUUGAAACAGAACUCCAUGGUUAUAUCAGGUUUAAAGGGUCGUGAAUACAAGCCACAUCUCAAUAAAACGGUGCUAUUUUUCAAAAAUAUCGAUCUAUGCAACUUCGAUCAGUAUGGUACUUGUGAAAUUAUGGAACUCAUUGUUCAGCUCAUUCGACGAUCAGGUUUCUAUACCGAAUCACUGGAAUGGAUAAAUGUGACCGACUUGAUUAUUUGUUGUUCAAUGGUCAAUAUUCAAAAGCGCAACUUUUCACCACGGUUUUUAUCAAUAGUUCAGAAUUUCCAUGCCGAAUUUCCAAACGACACUGAGCUUCAUCUGAUAAUGAAAAAUCAAUUCUUGCCGAUGAGUCUCCGUUUUAAGCCGGCUGUCAAUUCCAGACGUAUUGAUCAAAUUGUCGAAUGCCUAAUUGAAAUAUAUAACGAGAUGAACAAAAACUUCACACGAGAUCAACGGAAUCAUUACAUUUUUACUCCAAAAAUGCUGUCGCGGUUGAUUGAAGGAUUGAAAUUUUACCCGGAGAACUUUUUCCAACAAGCAUUUUACAAUGAGAUGAAGUGUAUUUUCCGUAAUCGGCUCAUUGCUGAGGAACAUAAAGAGCAAUUUGAUCGAAUUUUACAUUCGACGAGUCGCACUCUGUUUGACGUGGAUCAAACGAAUUACUUUUUUGUGCCAAGUGGCAACCAGUCGACUGCGUUGCAGUAUGUGAUUCAACAGGAUUGGACAGAUAUUGUUAAACGAAACAUCACGAUUUGCAACACCGAAGACAUCGUUUUGUACACCGUGGUCAAUGAUCUGCUUUUAGAGACAACCGCUUCCAUUUGUCGCACUCUUUCACGAUCCGAAUCACAUGUAGUGCUGGCCGGUCCAACCGGUUCAUUGAAAAUCGAUGCUCUUCAUAUCGCUUGCAAAUAUUUAGGCAUCAAAAUUGCAUCAAUCACACCCGUGAAGAAUUACAAUAUGAACGAUUUUUAUAAUGACUUGAAAUUGGCAAUGCAAUCCGCUGCACUGGAAGAACAUCAUGUGACAUUUUGUAUUGAACAUUCAUGGAUUUCUUAUUUGCCCGAAAUUAUGAAUCCGGUUGAGGCUGUGUUGGAAGGCAGUGAAAUUCCCAAUCUAUUUGGUGAUGAUCUUGAGUCGUUGGCGAAACCAUUGAAAUCAAUGGCACAACAGGAGGGUUUUCAAGAAUCAUUAAGCGCUUAUUUUUGGUUUAGAAUAAAGCAACGCCUUCACAUUGUUCUUUGCUUGGAAAGUGAAAGUCAUAACACUGAUGAGCUGUUUGAGAGUUAUCCAUCGCUUUACAAAUGCACUGACAUCAUUUGGAUGGCGAGCACUGCAAUUGCAUCACCAGAAUAUGUGGCCAAAGAAUUGACCGAAAUGUUUUGCGGAGACUCAGUUCCAGCCCCAAAGCAUUUGAAUAUACUUGAAAUUUGCUCUACCGAAUGGAACCAAUCAGAAUAUCGUUUCCAAAAUCUAAUCUUCACCUACGGCACUUUGUACAGAGAUAUGUUGUUUAGUAUACAAAAACAGCAAAAUAUUCUACAGGCUGGCGUUGACAAGCUUUCAUCAGCUCAUGAAGUAGUUCGGAGCUUGAAGCAAGAAGCCGAAAAGCAAGAAGUUGCCUUGGCUGAGAAGAGAGAAAUGGCAAACAAUGCACUGGAAAUGAUUGCAACGACUAUGAAAAGCGCUACGAAUCAAAAGAGUGAUUUGCUUGAAUUGAAAAAUAAAGCCCAAGAAAAUGAGGUACUGUUAAAGAAUCGAAAAGAAGCCGUGGAGCUUGAGUUGCGUGAAGUUGAGCCGAUGUUGCAAGAGGCAGUUUCAGCAGUGGGCCAAAUCAAAACGGAAGCACUGUCCGAAAUUCGGUCGCUGCGUGCUCCACCCGAUAUUAUUCGUGACAUUUUGGAGGGAGUUCUUCGGUUAAUGGGAACACGUGAUACGUCGUGGAAUAGCAUGAAAUCGUUCCUUGCAAAACGUGGUGUCAAAGAAGACAUUCGAUCACUGAAUCCAUCUCGUAUCAGCGUGGAAAAUUGUAACGCAGUCGCAAAACUCAUGAGCACAAAAGCAGAGUCGUUUGAUGUAAAAAAUGCGAAACGUGCCUCAGCUGCGGCUGCUCCGCUGGCCACAUGGGUCAUUGCAAAUGUGAAAUACUGCAAAGUGGUGCAAAGCAUUAGGCCGCUGGAAGAAGAACAGGAACAGUUGCAGAAAAACUUACGCGAAUCGGAAAACAAUAUGAAAUUACUGAAGAGUGGCCUGGAUGAUGUCGAUGCUCGCGUCAAAGAGCUGUCGAUUCAACUAAAUAUUUAUACUCAAGAAGCGGCUGUUCUAGAAGUUAAACUUGACACAGCCAGAAAGACACUUCAAUCGGCCGAAGUGCUGGUGACUAAACUCAGUACUGAGUAUGCCAAUUGGAAGAUGCAACUGCAAGAUAUCAACAAGAAUAUCGAUCAAAUCGAAUUGAAUUCAUUCCUCAUUGCAUUAUCAAUCACACACUUAUCACAUCUUACUUUUGAAAAUCGACAGGAAAUGAUGGCGCAGAUUUAUGUGAAGCUCAAGCUCGAAGAUGUCAAUAUAAUGGACAAAAUUCUAUCUGAUCAAGAUCGCAUAAUCUGGGAAAGUAUGGGUCUCACCCCGGAUGUUCAAUCGAUGGAAAAUGCUGCAUUGUUGACAAAAAUGCUAACGACUGCUUUUGGUUCAACACCCGUUCCAAUGCUAAAUGAUCCAACAAAAAGCGCCGUCAGUUGGUUGGUGAAGUAUUUGAGCUCAAAAGAAAUCGCAUAUGAAAUCGCAACGCAACACUCAGAUCGAUUCACAUACACUCUGGAGUUGGCCAUUCGAUUUGGCAAAGUGCUCAUUGUCGACGAUUGCAAUGAAAUCAAACCACCGUUGUUAACGAUCAUUUCGACCACAAUUCAAAUGCGGUUCAAUAAGAAGUUCCUUCAAGUUGGCAACAAAUUGGUCGAUUUCAAUGAAAAUUUCAAAGUGAUCUUAUCAUCGCGUGGAACUGUGAAUUUUACAAAUAAAACCGGAAUUAUUGACACAUACCUAACGGUUAUUCCGUUUACAACUACGGUGGCUGGACUAACAGAUCAACUAAUGAGCAAGUCAAUUCAAGUUAAGCAACCGGAACUCGAAACAAAACGCAUUUCAUUGUUACAAAAUGAAAGCGAUUUGCUUAAGAAGAGAGAGGAACUGCAAGAGAAACUCUUGCUUGAACUGUCGAAAUCCCAAGGCGAUAUUUUGAAGAAUGAAAAAUUGUUGCAAACAUUGAAUGAGGUGAAGACAAGUAGUUCCCAAAUCGAUUUGUCGUUGCAAGAAUCAGCCGAAAUUAAACGGAAAUUAAUGGGCGAGUAUGAGCAGUACAAAGAUGCAUGCAGCCGUGCGGCCAGUUUGUAUGUGGGCAUUAAUCAAAUCUACGUGAUGCCUGUCAAUGUUUUCAUGUCGCUCUAUGUGAAGAGCAUCAGCCUUGAAAAGGAAUUUGAUCAACGCCGUAUAUUCGAACAAGUGGUCAAGUCAACGUACAAUAUGAUAAGCCGAGCGUUGCCAAAAGAUGAACACUUUGCACUUGCAUUGCAUAUACUCAAAGGAUCACGCCCCGAACUUGUUCCCGAAAAGGAAUGGGAAUCAUUCAUCACAAAUUUUGCGCUCGUCGAUGAGAGUGGCGAUCAUAAAAUACCAAGUUGGAUUAAAAAGAAUAUUGCACCUAAAGUAGUAUCACUGAAACUAAACCAUUAUGAUUUGUACAACAUACUUCAGCUUGAAAAUGAAGGUCUUUGGCGUUCAUUUAUGAACAGUACCACGCCAACUGAUCUUCCCGUGCAUGUGACUGAGUUGCAAAAAAUAUUGGUAACACAAAUUUUCCGACCGGAUUUGCUCAUCACCACAAUGACGCGAUCACUAUCGAAGCUUCUCAUGACGAAUGUUCCAUGCGAAAUAAAGCCGAGCAUCCAGCAAUUGUUCGAUGAAACCAGAGAGGAUGAGCCAAUUCUGUUUAUAACAAAUGGUGAGAUUGAUCCAUCGAAAGAUGUGUUGGAUUUCUCUCAGCACAAACUUGGGCCCAACAAAUUCAUGGAAAUGGCCAUUGGCAAGGGCCAAGAGAAUGGUGUCAUGCAGCAAAUUCGCCAGACGGCACAAAAUGGCAAUUGGAUUUGCGUGAAAAAUGUGCAACUCGUGCCAAAUUGGCUGAACGAACUCAAUGAAAUGCUGCAAACACUUCCGUAUCGUGAUGGAUUCCGUAUUUGGCUGGUUUGCGAUGGUACUCGUCAUUUUCCACAAUCUUUGCUGAACAAAUGCAAUAAAGUCCUGUAUGAGGCACCAAACAGUAUAAAAUCGAAAGUACAACGGUUAAUUCAACAAUGGAGGAGCCUGCUAGAGAAGAAACGUGAUGCUAAACUUUUGAAGGUCUACAUCGUGUUGUUCAUUUUUAAUGCGGUCAUUCAAGAGAGGCGAGGCUUUGUGCCACAGGGAUGGACUAAACCAUACGAGUUCUCAGAUGCAGAUUUGAAAGCAGCCAUUGAUAUCAUCGGAUCGAUGGAGAAAAUGACAUCGUUUAAAAUGGACUGGUCCAUUUUGAAGGAAUUAUGUCGUUUGAUCGCAUAUGGUGGACGAAUCGAUAAUGCACAGGAUCAAUUGAUUUUGAAAGCAAAUUUCGAUGAAUUUUUCACCGAUAAGAUGAUGACCAAUUCAUGGACACCGCUUGAACUCAAAUGCCCCAUUCCAUUGUCGUAUAACGUUCAAGACUAUUUGAAUGCAUUGUAUCGACUACCCGACGCUGAUAAUCCAGAAACAUUUGGCUUGUCAUCGGUUACGAUCCUGAUUCGAGACUCAAUCAUGUGUCGCAAUAUUUUAAAGCAGUUGAGACAAUCGGAAUUGACGAUGGAUACUCGGAAUUUCGACAAAAGAAUUAAACCGAUUCUUAGUCUGUGGAGAAAAUUAAACGAGGGCGUGAAUUUGACUCAUUCAAGCGAUAUAAUUCAAAUGCAAAAUAGUGACUCUGCGAAACCUUGGACAUUGUUCGUGAUUUCAGAGCUUUUGAUGGCCAAAAACAUAUUCAAAGCAAUUCACAGUACGUUGAGUAUGAUUCAUAUUGCAAUGAAGGAUGUGUCGUCGCUGACGCGUGAUACGUUGAAUUUGAUUCGAAUAAUAUGUGAAAAUCAAGUGCCAUUCAAAUGGCGCCAGAUUUGGUCGGGACCACGGUUCAUUGUUGACUAUAUCAAAGCGGUUGUUAGUCGCUGCACAGAGGCGGAACGGCGUUAUCAAGGUAGCAUUCACAUUGAUUUUUGUGAUGAAAUCGAUUUCGCCAAAGUGUAUAACGUGGAAUCAUUUUUGGCUGCAUUAAAACUGAAAAAUGCACGCGAACUUGAUACUUCAACGUGUGAAUUGGAGCUUGUCUCCAGUUUAAAGGGUCAAGUGCACACAUUACCCACAACGAAAAUAACUGUCACAUUGCUAACGGUCGAUGGCGCGGCAUGGAAGGACAAUAAAAUUGUAUUGAACUUACCCGAAUUUGGUUCGCCGUCAAUAAUUAAGAAUCUAACAAUGACCUACACCACAAAAUCCAUUCACAACGACAAAAAUAUCGUUGAAUUGCCGUUGUAUAGCAAUUCGACACGUAAUGCUUUCAUUUGUUCGCUGAAAGUGGUGGCAGGUGCCCCUUGCGAUUCGGUCAUUCUGUCUGGUGCUGCACUCAUUGUAGCCGACAUGUGAACGAAUAUCGUACGAUUGAAUGAAUUAACCCAUUAUAUUAUUAUGUAAACCACUACAAACGUUUAUUAU